Caenorhabditis remanei is the source of this 633-nucleotide messenger RNA. RefSeq lists its product as uncharacterized. The coding region runs from base 1 to 633 and encodes 210 amino acids. The record is from RefSeq and is a predicted model, not a curated record. The transcript has 5 exons. NCBI's taxonomy places the organism in Eukaryota, Metazoa, Nematoda, Chromadorea, Rhabditida, Rhabditidae.
AUGGGCUGUACUCAUAGCAAAAACUCAAAAUCGAAAUCGGCGGUGGCGAAGAGUGAGCAACCGUUGGAACGGACACUUCACGGCAGUCGAAUCGCUCAUUUUGAUGAAUCCCGCGCCACAACUGAGUCGACAAGUCAGGAAUCUGAAGACGUUGCGCCACAAAAGAAUCAGUUUUCAAAGUCGCUUCUCAAUGAAACCAGAGAGUCGACGGCGGUUGUUCCGGAUAAAAGUGCCAAAAAAGUGACGGAUGCCAAAUCCCACCAAACAACCGGUGCAAGCACAGAUCAACACAACUUGCCACCUCAGAAUUCUACUCAAAAUAAACCCCACACCUCCGAAACGCCCAUUGAGCCGGUGGAAUCAGUGCAGCACACGGCGGUCCCACCGACACAAAAACAGUACGCCGCCUCCACGUACUAUCCGAUGCCGAUAGUCGGUGAGAAGCAGAAAUCACCGGAAAAAAAGAAACAAGUAAUGAAGACAAUGGCUGGAAAUGAGGAGAAAAAGAAGAAAAAAGAGGAGAAGACACGAGAGAAAUCAGCAAUGAUUGGAGGACCAAACUAUCGUCCUCAAUUGACUCCCGACGAUUUGGAGUAUAUCAGACGAUCGGUUCAGCAGAGAAAUGAGAGGUAA